AUGAGCCUUCCCUCUCUCUUUCGAGUGGGCGAUUUCGGUUGUUUUAGGGGGAAGGUUGGUUGAUGACGGAGGUCAGGCACGUUGGGCAAGGACUUGCGUGCGCGCAGGUUUCGCAAACAUCUUGUAGUGUUGUGACGGCUGCUAUUGAGUGAACACGCUGUGAGUGCUGUGUGCAAUUUUGUACGUUCGAAAGUGAUGUGUAUACACGAAAGGGCUUAAACAAGAAAGAUUAACGCGCCAAAAUGGGGAAAGGAGAAAAAAAGUCCACCAUUAUUUUGGAUAAUUUUAAUUCAACGGCGGAUCUAGCUGGUAAUCCAGGUUUUCAGUCUACAUUGAGCUUGGGCUCAAAAGAAGUCAUCAAUGAAAAGGAAUACAACCCUUUUGAGCACAGAAAUGUUGCGCAUCCCAAUUCGACCAUUGGAUCCCUGGUGCAUUUGCUAAAAUCUUCACUCGGCUCAGGCAUCCUGGCGAUGCCGAACGCUUUCAAAAACGCGGGUCUUGCGGCAGGCGCCCUCGGCACUAUCAUAGUUGGGUUCAUCUGUACACACUGUGUUUAUAUAUUGGUGCGGACGUCUCAAGAAGUAUGCGUGGAUGCAAAGAAACCCUCCAUGGGUUUCGCGGAGACGUGCGGCGCAGCGUUCCAGUACGGACCGAAGAAGUUGCGGCCGUGGGCCGGUUUCGUUACGACGGUUGUGGACUACGCCCUGACGGUGACAUACCUUGCGGCGCUCUGCGUGUACAUUGUGUUCAUUGCGGAAAAUUUCAAAGAGGUACUAGACGAGUACGUGCCAGAUUACAAGCUGUCGGUAGAGACGUACUGCGCUCUGACCCUCGUCCCCUUAGUCCUGAUCUGCCAAAUCAGGAACCUGAAGUGGCUGGUCCCCUUCUCGGCCGUCGCCAACGUGCUGCUUGUCAUCUGCUUUGCCAUCACUAUGUACUACAUCUUCAGCGAUCUGCCUAACCCUAAGGAACGGGUCAUGGUGGCUAGGGUUACCCAGUGGCCUUUGUUUAUUAGUACAGUGAUCUUCGCGAUGGAGGGCAUCGGAGUGGUGAUGCCCGUAGAAAACGAGAUGGCGAAGCCGCAGCAGUUCCUGGGCUGCCCAGGGGUGCUGAAUGUCGCCAUGACUAUUGUCAUUUCCCUGUACGGCAUCGUCGGGUUCUUUGGUUACAUGAAAUAUGGGGACGAAGUGAGGGGGAGCAUUACGUUGAACUUGCCGCAGGAUGAAGUCUUGGCACAGAGCGCGAAGAUCCUAAUGGCUCUGGCAAUCCUAUUCACAUACAGUCUACAGUUAUAUGUGCCCAUGGAGAUGAUCUGGAGAGUGGUCCACAACAAAAUAUCCGUCAGAUAUCACAACAUCACGCAAAUCUGCAUCCGGACUGCUGCUGUCGUUGGCUCAGUUGCCCUAGCAGCAGCCUUCCCAAAUCUGGAGCUCUUCAUCAGCCUCUGCGGCGCCAUCUUUCUGUCGACCCUCGGCCUCCUGACGCCAGCCAUCGUGGACACCGUCCACAACUGGGACCGAGGACUUGGCAGGUUCAACUGGAAGUUAUGGAAAAACAUGUUCAUCGGCCUGAUAUCCCUAGUAGCUUUGUUCGCUGGUUCUUAUAAGAGUAUCAGCGACAUGGUCGCUAAAUAUGGACAGAGUGAGCACUUGGAGAUGACUAUGAAUUUAAAUAUGACCAGUGGUAAUGGGACUUGGGUGUCAUAAAACUAUU
This is a messenger RNA of Cydia amplana, 1713 nucleotides long. RefSeq names its product proton-coupled amino acid transporter-like protein pathetic. Lineage: Eukaryota; Metazoa; Arthropoda; Insecta; Lepidoptera; Tortricidae. The record is from RefSeq and is a predicted model, not a curated record. Bases 243 to 1706 code for a protein of 487 amino acids. Gene Ontology annotation, molecular function: L-amino acid transmembrane transporter activity. Gene Ontology annotation, biological process: amino acid transmembrane transport. The transcript is spliced from 10 exons.